AUGUUAAUUAUCGAUAUUCGGCGUCCAUCUCACGGCGGGAAUAAGCAGGAUUCCCAGGGCCAUGGGGAUGGAUAUUACCCCAGCUUCUGGGCACGCGGGGAGGGGGGUUGUCCGGGGGCUGUGAUUGCGAGGGGCGGCGAGGCGAAGAUCAGCGCUCGCGAUAGUGGCGAGCGGGAGGAGGAGCAGGUGGACCAGCGAGGGCGGCGGGAGCGGCUUCAGCCGGCUCCAGGGACGGAACAGUCGAAUGCUAUUCAGAUGGGAGUUAAGAGGCAGGAAACGUACAUGGAUCACGACACGGCGACCGGAUUCCUCCAAACGAGCCCGCAGACGAGCCUCCACGAGAGCCUCCACACGAGCCUCGAACUGAGCCUCCAUGCGACCCUCCGAACGAGCCAUCUCUAUCGCGUGCUGGGCUUCCAUGGCGCGGCGAAAGCGCUGGAAAUCACACUGAUUAUUGCCAGCGCCUAA
Penicillium subrubescens is the source of this 468-nucleotide messenger RNA. RefSeq lists its product as uncharacterized. The record is from RefSeq and is a predicted model, not a curated record. Bases 1 to 468 code for a protein of 155 amino acids. Lineage: Eukaryota; Fungi; Ascomycota; Eurotiomycetes; Eurotiales; Aspergillaceae. The transcript is spliced from 3 exons.